Saccoglossus kowalevskii is the source of this 364-nucleotide messenger RNA. RefSeq names its product SUMO-activating enzyme subunit 2-like. Gene Ontology annotation, molecular function: SUMO activating enzyme activity. The record is from RefSeq and is a predicted model, not a curated record. Gene Ontology annotation, biological process: protein sumoylation. Gene Ontology annotation, cellular component: SUMO activating enzyme complex; cytoplasm. Lineage: Eukaryota; Metazoa; Hemichordata; Enteropneusta; Harrimaniidae.
AUGGCGGCUGCUGUGAGUGGGGUUUUGUCCAAAGAUCUUGGAGAGCGCGUCUCCUGUGGUAAAAUUCUCGUUGUUGGAGCUGGUGGGAUAGGCUGCGAGCUAAUCAAGAACUUAGUGCUGACUGGAUUCCAAAGCAUACAUGUGAUUGACUUGGACACUAUUGAUGUGAGUAAUCUCAAUCGACAGUUCCUUUUUCAGAAGAAACAUGUUGGCAAAUCAAAAGCCCAGGUUGCCAAAGAUAGUGCUCUUCGUUUCAACCCUGAUGUGGACAUCAUUGCCUAUCAUGACAGUAUUAUGAAACCUGAAUAUGGUAUGAAUUUUUUCAAGCAAUUUACCAUUGUAAUGAAUGCCCUUGAUAACAGAG